CCGGAAGCAAGGCCUGGGAUAGGCUAAGGCGAGGGGAAACCUCUCCCACCCGGUGCAACCUCGGCGCCCGGCGCUGGCUCGCCAGCUGUUUGUAGGCCUGGGUAAGGGGCGGGGGUCCGCGGAGGGUAGAACCGCCCGCGGCCCAGCCUGUGCCUCAGGCUAGGACCGGCCGCGGGGCGGGCGACUCCGGGGCGGCUGGCGGUGCUUCCGACUGACAAGCACUGUUCCCAACCCGCGCUGCCCGCCGCGUCCCUGGUCUCGGCCGACGGCGCUGCGCGGCGGGUGACCUCUCCGAGCCCCGCGCGAUGACGGCGCCCUGCUCCCGGCUGGCCCGGCUUCCUCCGCGCCGCCGCCUCCGGCUCCGGCUCCGGCUCGUGCCGUUCCCGCCGCCGCUGCUGUUGCUGCUGCUGGCGGCCGCGGGGCCGGCGCGCGGCUGGGAGAGCGGAGACCUGGAGUUGUUUGACUUGGUGGAGGAGGUGCAGCUCAACUUCUACCAGUUCCUCGGGGUGCAGCAGGAUGCUUCAUCUGCAGACAUUAGAAAAGCAUAUCGUAAGCUUUCACUAACUUUGCAUCCAGACAAGAAUAAAGAUGAAAAUGCAGAAACUCAGUUUAGACAAUUGGUGGCCAUUUAUGAAGUUUUAAAGGAUGAUGAACGAAGGCAGAGGUAUGAUGAUAUUCUGAUCAAUGGACUUCCAGAUUGGCGACAGCCUGUAUUCUACUACAGGCGGGUGAGAAAAAUGAGCAAUGCUGAGCUGGCAUUACUUUUGUUCAUAAUUCUCACAGUGGGUCAUUAUGCUGUGGUUUGGUCAAUCUACCUGGAAAAACAACUGGAUGAACUGCUUAGUAGAAAAAAGAGAGAAAAGAAAAAAAAGACAGGCGGCAAGACUGUGGAUGUAUCAAAACUUGGUGCUUCAGAAAAAAAUGAAAGAUUACUGGUGAAACCACAAUGGCAUGAUUUGCUCCCCUGCAAGCUGGGAAUUUGGUUUUGCCUUACACUAAAAGCAUUGCCUCAUCUAAUCCAGGAUGCUGGGCAGUUUUAUGCUAAAUAUAAAGAAACAAGAUUGAAGGAAAAGGAAGAUGCAUUGACUAGAGCCGAACUUGAAACACUUCAAAAGCAGAAGAAAGUUAAAGUAAAAAAACCAAAACCUGAAUUUCCUGUAUAUACACCUUUAGAAAGUACAUAUAUUCAAUCUUAUGAUCAUGGAACUUCUAUAGAAGAAAUUGAGGAACAAAUGGAUGAUUGGCUGGAAAAUAGAAACAGAGCACAGAAAAAACAGACCCUCACUUUGAAGGCAAAUAAAGGGUAUACCUCAGCAAGAAGAAAAUUGAAUACAGAAGGAAGGAGAGGGCAGCAAGAAAAAGUUGUAACUCAGAAAAAAGCACCUGAAUGGACAGAAGAGGACCUCAGCCAGCUGACAAGAAGUAUGGUUAAGUUCCCAGGAGGAACCCCAGGUCGAUGGGAAAAGAUUGCCCACGAAUUGGGUCGAUCGGUGACAGAUGUGACAACCAAAGCCAAGCAACUGAAGGAUUCAGUUACCUGCUCCCCAGGGAUGGUCAGACUCUCCGAACUCAGAUCCACAGCCCAGAACUCCCGGCCCCCCAAGGCCGCCACCACCUUGCCGGACGACAUCAUCACUCAGCGGGAGGAGGCCAAGCAGGCUGGGGAGCUGGAGGAGGAGGACGGCGAGGAGGAGGCCGAUCCGGAGGCCGCGGAGGAGAGCUGGCCUCGGAGGCGGAGGCCAGCCCGGCCGCCCGAGCCGGAGGAGAAGGUCCGGGGAAAGAGGCAGAAGGACUUCGACAUGUCGGAACAGCACGAGUCCAGCGACGAUGAGAGCCAGAAGAGAGAGCGAGCGCGAGCCACGGAGGAGCCCUGGACUCAGAGCCAACAGAAGCUUCUGGAGUUAGCAUUACAGCAGUACCCAAAGGGAUCCUCUGACCGCUGGGACAAAAUCGCCAAGUGUGUCCCGUCCAAGAGUAAGGAAGACUGUAUCGCUAGAUACAAGCUGCUGGUUGAACUGGUCCAAAAGAAAAAGCAAGCUAAAAGCUGAAUCCUCUGGAAGAUGAUGUUUACCUUAUUUUCCAAAAGGAUUAUUUUAAAAAUCUUAUGCAGAAAUUUGCAUUUUGUACCUCACUAUUUCUAUACGUCAUGUGCCUUAGUAAAAAAAAUUAAAAAUGUAAAAUAAAUGUUGUGCUACAUUGUUUAAACAAAUACUGUGUUAAAGGAGAAAAAAUCAGAUUUGGGUAUUUUAUAGAUUAUUUUCUCUCUCAUCACUGCAAAGUUUAAUUUCCUGGGGAACAAACUGAAUAGUGCUUUCUAACAGUGAGGCAAAUGGAUGAUUUUGAAGGAACAUAUGAGUGAACUAAUGUGUAAGAAUGAAGACUUAAUGUGUUUCUUUGACCAAAGAUCACACCAGCUAAUGAGUAGCAGGAUGCCAGUAUUUGGGAGAACAAACCAGCUUUGUAUUGAGCUAGCUGGCUGGGAGUAGUGUGGGGUUAUCUUAACUGUAUGUAUAUGCAUAUGUUACAUGUAUGUAGAAAAAAAUAAGUCUAAAUGCACAAGGACAUAAUAAACUCUUAAGUUUGGAUGGUUUGGUAGAAGUGCAUACCCAACGGAUAGAAUUUCCAGACAACACGUAGGCAAGGUUUUUCAGAUCUGAUGACACUGGGUCCCACUUUUCAAUACCUGAGUUAAAAAUCACUAUUUUGUGCUGUUACUUUUGACUGAACCAUCACCAUCAGCUGAGUGCUCCUUUUUAAAUCUGUCAUUUGCUCAGGGCUGAGAGCAGUUUGCUGAAGUACAGAUUGCCUAAACUUGAAAACCAUUAAGAUCACCAGAACAGUGCUUCCCUGGUGCCGCAGUGGUUGAGAAUCCGCCUGCCAAUGCAGGGGACACGGGUUCAAGCCCUCGUCCGGGAAGAUCAGGUGCUGCAGAGCGACUAAGCCCAUGAGCCACAACUACUGAGCCUGCGAGCCACAACUACUGAAGCCCGCGCACCUAGAGCCCGUGCUCCACAACAAGAGAAGCCACUGCAAUGAGAAGCCCGCACACCGCAACGAAGAGUAGACCCCGCUCGCUGCAACUAGAGAAAGCCUGCUGCGCAGCAACGAAGACCCAACGCAGCCAAAAAUAAAUAAAUUUUAAAAAAAAAGAUCACCAGAACACAUUUCAGGGAGGUGAUUUGAUAAAAUGCUGUAAGAAGUCAUUUUUCUCUAAGGAUUGAAAUGAGGUUAGAUUCCCGGAGAAGGUUUGGGUGGCAGCAGCCACACUGGCUCUGUAACCUUUCAGCCUGAGCAGGACACACGUGGCUCCAGGUAGGCCCGCCUCUGAUGCUGUGGACGACCUGCCACCUCUGCGACGUCAAAAAGAGCAGUGGAGAAACUGUUCCAAGUCAUUGUUUUCAUGAACUGAGUCCUCGGGCAGCAGCUCCCCUGAGCCUCAUCCUGGUCGGGAAGGGGAGGCAGCUGGGGAGGGAGAGGCUGCCUGGCCUGCAUGUCAGGAGGCCUCUUUCUAAGAACAAACAGGAGCCGGUCACAGGCGGCACCAGAGCCAACAGCUUCUGCCCCAGAACUUUCUCCUGGAGCCAAUGGGGCCAUGAGGUUAUUACUGUGCAUUCGCUUCGGGCCAAGGCCCACUCCCCAUUGGUGUGGGACGUCUCAGAGGAAGAAGCUGGUGCAUGGAGGGAAUCAGGAAGGGAUUGUUCUGGCUGCUUUCCAGGCCUUGGGUCCAUCCUGUCUCCGAGUCCAGGGUCAGGCUUGUCACACAGCUUGGUUGUCCAGCCUGUGACAUUCUGUGAGCAUCCUUCCAUGAAAUCACCCUUUUCACUUACGGUACUUUGAAUUGGGUUUCUGUUGCAUGCACCCCCAAAUCCCAUGACCAGAUUUCUGGGCUUCCAGUGUGGGGAGAGACCCACAGGGGUCCAAAGAUGCCUUAAGAGGUACAAUUUAGGAUGAAAUGCCCUAAUUUGCCUACCAACCUCAUCUUUUGCACACUCACUAAGGAGGAGUCUUCUAGCAUGGUUUUCUACUAUCCCUGCCACCAGCCCCUUUCUGCGUGGCCUCCCCUAUUUGGGGGACCUGGAGCUGCUGAGUUUUGUUGAAGUAGGACCAGUGGGCCAGGUGGGGCAGGGCUCAGGAGCUCAGCUGCACACAGGAGACCCGUGGGGUUCAGCUUGAGUGAGGUCACGGUCGGGAAAGCAAUGGCACCUCCAAAAGGGGUUCCCGACACAGGUCUCAUGGGGACCAGGCACGGCCCCCCUCUCCUUCCUGACGCCCCAGGGAAGUGCUCUCUAAACCCACCCCUCAGCCCCGCCUUGUGACCUUAUCUAUCUGUUCACACCUCCGAGCUGUGUGACAUCAGUGCCUUGUCUUACCUCUUUGUCUCGAUUCCCUAUCUGGAAAAAUAGGGAAUAACGGUGGCUGCUGCAUAGGUUGUUACGAUGAUAAUCUGGCUUGUUGAACACAAUAAAUGUUCUUUUUCUAUCUGA
This is a messenger RNA of Orcinus orca (killer whale), 4484 nucleotides long. RefSeq names its product DnaJ heat shock protein family (Hsp40) member C1 (gene DNAJC1). The record is from RefSeq and is a predicted model, not a curated record. The transcript is spliced from 13 exons. Gene Ontology annotation, cellular component: endomembrane system. Bases 306 to 2048 code for a protein of 580 amino acids. Lineage: Eukaryota; Metazoa; Chordata; Mammalia; Artiodactyla; Delphinidae.